Messenger RNA from Egretta garzetta (little egret), 5844 nucleotides. RefSeq names its product Bardet-Biedl syndrome 2 (gene BBS2). The transcript is spliced from 17 exons. Gene Ontology annotation, cellular component: ciliary basal body; membrane; motile cilium. NCBI's taxonomy places the organism in Eukaryota, Metazoa, Chordata, Aves, Pelecaniformes, Ardeidae. Gene Ontology annotation, biological process: non-motile cilium assembly. The record is from RefSeq and is a predicted model, not a curated record. Gene Ontology annotation, molecular function: protein binding. The coding region runs from base 418 to 2415 and encodes 665 amino acids.
UAAGGCUCAGCUGGACAGGGUGCUGGGCCAUCUUGUCUAGACUGUGCUCUUGCCCAGAAAGGUUGGACAGAUGAUCCUUGAAGUCCAUUCCAACCUGGGAUUCUAGGAUUCUGAAAUACAACCCAGCUGACAAACAACACGUGAGUCGAAACCUAAACUCAUGGAGGUUGCUGUGAACAUCAACGUGGUUCAUCUGUGACGUUUCCCUGCAUUAUCAUUCAGUUUAUUCUGGAGCCUUUAGGAACACCACAGAACCAGGACUUGUCAGGGAGGCAGACUGUGCAGCUGUGAAGCGGAGGCUGUUCAGCCGUGAUAUCCCCUUGAUCCCCUGGCUCUCCUCCAGACAGUCAUGGUGACCAAAUAUUGGUUUUUAUUCACAGCCCUCACGCCCGAGGGCAGAGAACAAGCACAAGCCGAAUGGUGCAAAGUAACCAAGAUUCGGACAUUUCUCUUCUCAACAUUAAUCAAGGGAUCACUUGUCUAACUUCGGGAGUGCUGAACCCUCAGCUUGGUUACGAUUGUCUGCUGGUGGGAACACAAACUAAUUUAUUGGCUUACGAUGUAUACAACAACUCAGAUUUGUUUUACAGAGAGGUUUCAGAUGGAGCCAAUGCCAUAGUUCUUGGAAAGCUGGGAGAUAUUUCAUCGCCACUUGCUAUUAUUGGUGGAAACUGUGCCCUGCAGGGCUUCGAUUAUGAAGGAAACGACCUUUUUUGGACAGUUACCGGAGACAACGUUCGCUCCUUAGCACUGUGUGACUUUGAUGGUGAUGGCAAAACUGAGCUUCUUGUUGGCUCUGAAGAUUUUGACAUCCGGGUGUUUAAAGAAGAUGAGAUCGUGGCAGAGAUGUCAGAGACAGAGACGAUUACUGCGCUUAGCCCCAUGUAUGGCAGUCGGUUUGGCUAUGCUCUCUCUAAUGGGACGGUUGGAGUUUAUGACAAGACAGCCCGCUACUGGAGGAUUAAGUCUAAGAACCAUGCAAUGAGCAUACAUGCAUUUGACCUGAACUCUGAUGGUGUCUGUGAGUUGAUCACUGGCUGGUCCAAUGGAAAGGUUGAUGCACGCAGUGACCGAACUGGGGAGGUCAUCUUUAAGGACAACUUUGCUUCCUCAAUUGCAGGAGUGGUGGAGGGGGAUUACAGAAUGGAUGGGAGCACCCAGUUAAUCUGCUGUUCAGUUGAUGGCGAAGUCCGAGGCUAUCUGCCAGGAGGGGAGGAGAUGAAAGGAAACCUAAUGGAUACAAGCGCUGAGCAGGAUCUGAUCCGAGAACUUAGUCAAAAGAAACAAAAUCUGCUGCUGGAAUUAAGAAAUUAUGAGGAAAAUGCAAAGGCUGAACUGAACGCUCACUUGAAGGAAGCGGAUGGGCAGAGAGGUGUGAUUCCAGCGAAUACCCAACUCCAGACAGCCCUCUCGGUUAAUCUGGGCUCUGACAGCCAGUCUGCCCACGUGGAGCUGUGUAUUUCCACCACAAAUGACACAAUCAUCCGUGCUGUGCUGAUCUUUGCUGAAGGCAUAUUUGAAGGAGAGAGCCAUGUGGUACACCCCAGUCUCCAGAACCUCUCCGGUUGUGUUCGUGUUCCCCUUACUCCACCCAAAGAUGUCCCUGUGGAUUUGCACAUCAAAGCCUUUGUGGGUUACAGGAACAGCACACAGUUCCAUGUAUUUGAGUUGACAAGACAGCUUCCCCGCUUUUCCAUGUACGCCCUGAGCAGCUCGGACUCGGCCACGGAGCCGCUGAGCUUUGUCAACUGUACAACGAAUGAGAGGCCGCAAAGGGUUGUUAUGUGGCUGAAUCAGAGCUUCUUGCUACCAGAGGAUGCAGAGUUUCAGAGCGCUCCCUUUCAGGUUUGCUUCACUUCCCUUCGUAAUGCAGGACAGCUCUGCCUCAAAAUCAAACCUGGCGGAGAGAUUUCCAUCAACACAGAUGAUAUUGAUCUGGCUGGUGACAUUAUCCAGUCCAUGGCCUCCUUUCUGGCCAUUGAAGAUUUGCAAGUGGAAGCAGAUUUCCCUGCCUACUUUGAGGAGCUGCGGAAAGUGUUGGUCAAGGUGGAUGAGCACCACUCAGUGAAUCAGAGGCUCACUGCUGACAUGGCCGAACGCUCCAACCUCAUCCGCAGCAUGCUAGUUCAGGCGGAAGACGCACGACUCCUGGGAGACAUGAAAAACAUGAAGACACGGUACAUCGAGCUGUAUGAUCUUAACAGAGAUUUAAUAAAUCAAUACAAAAUCCGUUGCAACAAUCACACGGAGCUGUUGAAUAAUCUGAAAGCUGUGAAUCAGGCAAUCCAAAGAGCUGGGCGGUUACGUGUCGGCAAACCUAAAACACAAGUGAUCGGUGCUUGUCGGGAUGCAAUAAGAAGCAACAACUUCAGCAUGCUCUUCAGGAUAAUGCGGGUGGGAACAGCCUCUUCUUGAAGUGACUGGAGGCGGAGCAGUUGCACGGAGGCAGCGUUGCCGUGCAGCUGGCAGAUAACAGACCAGUAAUGACCCACGGUUAAUUCAGUCCCCUGCUCCACCGUAGGGUGAAGUAACUGCAAAGGUAGCAUUUUAGUUAAGCCAUCAGGUAAGAAGUGUUGUUAUGGAGGCCAAAGCUUUGUCAAGAAAGCAUCCGAGUUUAAGCGCAGAUGUGGUAUUUAUGCAAGACAGAGGUGGGACCCUAGAACAGUUAUUUUUCUUACGGUAACUUAAUUUAUGUAUUUUAAUAUAUUUUGUAGUUAAGGCAUUGGCCUUUUCCAUUAAAAUAUAGACUGGCUUGACUGCUUUUGCUCUGAUUUAGCUGGGGAGGUGCGUAUGGCUAAGUGUGUUUUUUGGGGGGGAAAAAACCAAACUGCUUCUCUGGUUUUGCUGCGUAACCUCUGCGUGCACUAAACACUUCAGCUCUCUGUGUCAGAGAAUCCCGGGUUUCAUGAUGGGGAUGUGCUGCUUUCUAGGUAAACUGCCAUUUUUAGAAGCACCAAAGGGAUAACAUCUCCCUGCUGGCUCUUAAAGCCAGAAGAUCUUUGAAAGCCGUCCAGUUCCACGAUCUACGCAGGUAGGAAGUGGUCUGUUCCAUACCUGACGCUCUCCCCACACCUGGAUUGCAGGAAGUUUUGCUUCCAGCUACUGGUUCUGCGCUGCUGCUGGAAAAAAAUGUGGAUACUGAGGUGGACAGGGGUGCAUUUCGCCAAUGACAAAACCAAACUACACCCAAGCCGGUGCAUACUUACAAAGAGCUGGCAGUACUUAAUGGGAUCAAAAGAAGGUAUUGAAAACACCUCUUUGGCUCCUGCUCAAACCUGUUUAAUAAUUGUGGGAUCUCUUAGAAUUGGAUAAAAUAUAAAACAUGGCAAAGCCAUAUCUUAGAUCUACAAAUACUUUAGAACCUUUGCCAAAGCAAAUUUCUUCCAGAAGCUAAAAAUACCCUGCACAGGCUGGAGGUUGGGCCCCAGUGCUCGCAGCUUCUGCCACUGUUCAGUGCAGCUACUGCUGCAUGGGUGGGUGUUUGCAGCGUGGGCGGGCAGGAGGCAGUCGGCCACCAUGAAGCAAAGUUUUCGGGCAGCUUCUUGGGGCUGUCGGGGGUAUUCACCUCCUGCAACGGGUCUGUCUCUUACUUGCUACUAUGGAAUUAAAGCCAGCGGCCCACCAUUUGCUACAGAGUGACUGGUCAGCAUGCAGCCAGUUGAACAGGGAACAUAAUUCUUGCGGUGUGUUUUAAUCCCCAAAACAGCCACUGCUUCGGCCCCUUCAAUACGGAGAACUGUGCUGCCAAAAGCACAGAUCUCUGUCACUUCAGACCUGCAGCAGGAGCUCGUUUGAAUCCUUUGAAGAACAUGGUUGUUAGUCAAAUCCAACUCCUUAGUGAGAGGCUGCUGAGCCACCCAUGCUGUUCUAAGCAAGCGAGCUUUAGGGCUUGAUUAUGGAACAGUCUCUUGGCACAAGCUCUGGGCUUUCUGCCACCUGCUAUACCUGUUCCCACUGUUUCAACCUCUUGUUCUUUAUGUUUAGAAUCCUAAUGCUUAUAUCUGUGUAGUCUGUUCAAUGACAAGAGCGUGGCUCUGACCAGAAAGCACCUUUCCCAUCAGCCUGAUUUUCCAGCCCCACACACCAGGCACUUCCAGCCCCAGCUCUGUUUUGCUCUGGGCAGUGAGCUUGGUCCUUUGGUCACAGUCCAGACCUCUGAUAAGGCUGGUUUUCCCCUAGCUAAGGUUUCUGACAACAAUUUGUCAUUCAUUUUCCCAUUAAAAGCAACUUUUAUCUUACCUUAUCUUAUGCCCAAAUGUAAAACCCAUGUCCUGUAAACUGAAGCGAUACAAGAUUUGCAGUUGCCUGUAGAAAUGAAGCAGCCCUUGGCUGGUGUGCAGCAGCCAGCUGACGUGAGCUGAACCUGUACCGAGAGAUCAGUGGCAAAUGGUCCCCAGCCCAGGACUAAUGCCUAGUGAAUCCCGCUCUCUGGCAUGGGAACUGGUCGCAGCAGGUGAAGCUGCUGGUCAAGUACAGAACAACCUCUGAAACCACACCAGUAGAGCUGUGCAUCGCUAAAAAUCCAUGGGCAAGGCUGCUUGGACGGCACCACGCCUUGGUACACGUGCUGGGGAUCAGGUCCAGGCCACUGUCCUGCCAGUUUGGAGUUUACACAAACCCAAACAAUUGGAACUGACGCUUGACAACAGGUUUAUCUGCCUUUAGCCCCUGUUUCUCCACAUCCUGUGGAUCGCUGCUCGAAUUAAUACCAAUUCACUGAAUGCCCGAUGUCAGAACUUUACUGCGUGCUUAAGAAUGCAGAAACUGUUCCUUCCGCCUGGUCUACAGCUAAACUGUUUUACUCUGCUCCGUAUUGAAUUGUUCCUGUUCUCAGCCAAUUGGCAAACCGAUAACCACCAAAUCCCCCAAAAUUUGUUGGGAAGCAUUUGCGUAACUCGGCACUUCAGUAACUGGAAGCUGCUGGUACCCAGCACCGAGUGCCAGGCUUGGGAGGUGCAGUUGGCUGGUGGGAAACCUACAUCCUGGUACCACCUACCUGGUCCCCGUCUGUGCGAGGGGUGAAGUUUCUGUUCACUGCUGCUCACGCUCCGUAACUGUUCGCUUAACUGUUCUUGAGCCUAUUUUUCUGUAUUGUCCUGCUUACUUGUUUUAUGGGUACAUACAUAUUUCAUGCUCCUCUCCAUAGAUCAGAGUACUUUGCAAGUGGCUUUACCUAAUUGUAAAUGCAGAUUUAUACCCAGCAAUGGAUAUAUAUGUAUGUAUCUCCAUAAAAAUGUAGAUGGACCAUGUAUGGAGAGGGGUCCAUUAUCAGUGCAGGCUAAAUGAAGCCCCCUCUCCCCAAGUCGCUCACGUCGCUUGGAAUUUGGGCAAGCGGAGUCUUUCCCUUGUACCUGCCGCGUGUGGGGGCUGCCAUUGGCUUUCAGGACCGAACAGGAAGGGUGGGAGAGCAGAGCAGAGAUGUGUUGAUUUUUAAAUCUUUGAAUGCUAACUGCAAAUCUGGCCUCUUAAAUUACUUCAUCUCAGUCACCACAGGCAGAAGGGUGGUUCCGUGUGUGAGCAGAUAGAUAUGGGCUGGCUCAAGUAGAGGCUGGUAUGCCCUCUAGUGUGUUAUUUAUUAUGAAAAAGCAGGAAGCUUCAGAGAGCCCAGCUUCUUCCCAGCCUUCUGGGAGGUUGUUCCAAGAUCUACCAAGCAGGCUCUCACGUUGGCAAUGCAGCAGAAUAAGUAACUUCGUUUUGUUAAUUAAUUUAUUCCGACCUUUGCCUGGCUAUGCUGUGAAUAGCUGUGGUAUCUGUCACCUUUGUUCCAAACAAUUCACAGAAUCCCAGCAUGGCAGGGGUUGGCAGGGCCCUCCGGAGAUCACCCAGUCCAACCCCCCUGCUCAA